Musa acuminata AAA Group (dessert banana) is the source of this 1603-nucleotide messenger RNA. RefSeq lists its product as uncharacterized. The record is from RefSeq and is a predicted model, not a curated record. Bases 21 to 1157 code for a protein of 378 amino acids. Lineage: Eukaryota; Viridiplantae; Streptophyta; Magnoliopsida; Zingiberales; Musaceae. The transcript has a single exon.
CUUCCUCGUCUCGUUCGUUCAUGGCGUCCGCUAUGGUCAACAACGUCGCCCUCCCGCCGCUGCCGGAGGCCUUCCCCUGGUUCAGCCCUCGGAUCUCAUUCAGCCACGACUCCGCCGACCCCACCCCCGUCGCCCCGCGGGAGGGCCGCCCCGACGGCCAUGCGGAGGACUUCGAGUUCCGCCUCCACGAUGACCCCGUCACGAUGCUACCCGCCGACGAGCUCUUCUCCGGCGGCAAGCUGGUGCCCAUGCAGCUGGCUGCGCCGAAUCCGGCUCCGGAGUCGGAGAUCGCCCGGUCGGAGCCCCCUGAGACGGCGCGGAAGGUGGACAUCGCCGGUCCCGACUCCUACGCGUUCUCCCCCCGCGCGCCCAGGUGCACCACCCGGUGGCGCGAGCUCCUCGGCCUCAGGAGGGCCCUCGCGAAGCCGCCUGGUGUCCAUGUAACCGCCCCCGUGCCCUCCGCUGCGGCCCCCGCCGCUUCCAAGAAUCCUAUCCCUCGGUCGUCUAUCAAGCAUCUGCUACACCGCCACCACAAGCCCGCUUCUCCGGUCGCGUCGCUGAGCCUCCCUCUCCUCCGCGACUCAGAUCGCGAGUCCGUGGCGAUCGCCUCCCGGAUCUCCCUCUCCUCCUCCUCUUCCUCGUCCUCCUCCGGCCCCGACCACGAGGACCUCGGGAGGCUCUCUAUCGACUCGGACAAACCCAGCCGCGUCCCUCCCCGGGUCCGCCUAGCCCGGCCGCGCCCCGCAACCCCAGCGUCAUCGAGGGUCGGACUCCGGCCGGCAGAACCAGCAGCGCCGGCCCCGCCGCGGGGGGCAUCGGUGGACAGCCCGCGGAUGAGCUCGUCGGGGAAGAUCGUGUUCCAUGGCCUGGAGCGGAGUUCGAGCAGCCCUGGGAGCUUCACUGGCGGCCCGAGACCGCGGCCGCGCGGGGUGGAGCGGUCCUACUCCGCCAACGUCCGCGUCGCUCCGGUCCUCAACGUCGUCCCCGUCUGCUCCCUGCGCGGGUCGGGCAAGCCUGUCUCCGUCUUGGGUCUCGCCCACGUGUUGUCGCCGCAGCAGCAGAAGGACCGGAUCGGCUCGGCCCGUAACCGGGCUGAAUUGGCCCGGUCGGCCCGGCGUCGAGACCAAAUCCGCACCCUUCCCCAAAAAUAUUUUUAGAAAACAGUAAAUGAAAAAGAAUUCCAAUAAUAGUUAUUUUUAAUCCAAAAAAAUCCUCCUCAUGUUGAUUUGCUCUUUCGAUCUCUCACUCUCUUUCCUGUAAAUAUAUCAGGAUAUUUUUUAUGCUAUUCAUCAGUUGUUUGUGUCUAUAUAUUAGGAAAUUAAAGAAAUAAAGAUAAAACCGGUUCGGAUCAAUUCGAUUCCGGUUCGGUCCACGACCACUGCGCCCUUCGACCGAUCCGUAAUGAAAUGCGUUUCCCUACAACAGUUCCGGCCAGCCUUUGUUUCUGAGAACGAGCAGCAGUAGAAGCAACUAUAGCCAUGGCGACCUGCGCACCUGCUCGCUUCCUUCGUUUACUCCGCCUCUGUUGUCUCAUGGCGGACGACGGGGAAAGCCUCGUCCUGAUGAUGUGAUCGGACGGCUCGUAUUCUCUUGGUCUUCCUUU